ACGAAACGCUCACUUCAAUUGCUCAAAGCUUGCACUAGCGAACGCGCGAAGGUAAGUAUGGCGCAUCCAGCGUCCGGAAUCGUGGCAUGGACGACCUCUAUCCGAACGUCUAUGGCGAAAGAUUCAUGUCGGCAAUUAUUCGAGGACCAAGUCCAAACCCACGGCUUCAUCUUCCUAGACGAUUACCUCGAGAAUAUCUUGGCUGGUCCAAAGCAAGAACCUAUCAUCGAGCUCGUCAAGACACCUGCUCGAAAGAAGACCGCGCCGAAGCGAACCAGAGCAGCCACUUUAGCAGCGGCAAAGGCUCAAAACGCUAUUCUUUUGUCCCUCGAGGAGGAGGAUAUAAGCAAGGAAAACCAGUCACCUGUCAACAGCUUUCAUAAAACCCUUCUUCAGGCAAAGCAAAAUGCAGAGGCCAUGCGUUCUCAUGCAGACAGCGAUCUCGCUGAGCAAGUCCUUCCGGAGCCUGAGCCCGCGGGCACGAUUAUGGGCGAGCAUGUCGGGUAUGACCCUGAUCUAGUAGAGGAUGAUCUAGCACCAGAGGUAGAGAACACGAUGGUGUACUCGCAGGACACCUUCCAUUCUAUUCCUCUUGGCUCACCGAAACCUACCCGUGAUCAAAAGAUACGCACUGGCAAUCACACUCAACCACUUCCUCAAAUACCGGUAGCCAGCUCUCCGAUCACGCAUGCCAGAGAUGCAUUUACUGCGCCGCUGCCCAUUUUACCUGCGUCCAGUUCCGCUCCUGCAUUAACAACUAUGGUGGUACCACUUAACGACUCGCCGUCUCGGACUCUUGCGCAUAAGAGCAGCGUACUGCAAUUUCCAACACUUCGCGCUCCAUCUCCGCUACGUAAGUCAAUGCGUGCGAUAGAACCAUCUACGGGCACUGGAAUUCUUCCGUCAACUACUGCAGCACCAGCGCAACCUCCCGCACUGGGCAAACGUACAUCGUGGCUGAUGAAGGCCAGAGAAGUGAAAGCCAUGGAGGGCAUCGUCCCUAGCAAGACGAGCAUCCUCGGCUCUGGUGCUAGUACAAUGGGUCCCUCUAGCCACACUGUCGCUCCCUUGAAGCGGAAGAGCGGUGACAUGCUUGCUGCUGCACCUUUGACUUCAGACAAGACCGACGAAGGACGUAGAGCCAAGGUGGCCAAGGCCUCCGAGUCCGAUUCUGCUCCACAAAAUUCGAAGGACACCCCUAUUCUGAACCAGGAGACAGCUAUGCCGACUCAAGCUCUCUUAAAUAUGGGGCCGGCUAGAGCUCUGCAUCUCCCUGAGGAGCGCUGGGAACCACUGAACGACAAGGAGGACGAGGCUAGUUUCAUGGGAGUCUUUAAACGUACAGUUGAAGGUCUUGGUGCGCGUGCAGGAAAAAGCAUGGGGAAGUCCCUUGGUGGGGGUGCGGCAGCCGUGGCACUUGCUGAAGCUCGUGCUGCAGCAGAAGCAAGAGUAGCGGAGAGGAACAAGAUCACUGGAGAAGAUGUCACGGAGUCAGAAGACCCUUCCGGAUCAUGCGCUGAAGAACCUCGACCGACGGCUGAAGAUGUUUACUCUAGAGAAUCAGAACACAGACUCAGUCUCUCCGACAUUGUCUCUACUAACGAGAACCCGGUAGUCAUUCAGUCUUCGUCUGCGGCGGAUGAGAGCGUUUCAACAACCCCGCCCAACUCCCCACCUCCCACUCGUACUUCUGGCUCUAGCUUCGUUCCUCCUCCUGGUCCAGUGUUCAACAAGCCACCUCUUCCAGUGUUCAUGCCUCCCACCUCAAAGCAGCCCGCACCCCUUGCCAAAGAGUUUUCUUUCAAUUUACCAAUAACGACCUUUACGCUUCCUCCGCCAAUAUCAUUGGGUCUACCGGCAAGACUUGCUUCGCCUCUGUCUCCCUCGCGUCAUCAUCCACAGGCAGGCGGUACACAAUCCUCGCAAGCAAGCACAUUUUCAGAUGCUGUUUUCGAUCGAGUGGAAGACAUUCCAGCCUGGAUGCCCUCUACUCAAGACACUGAAUACACAGACGGUACAGAGUCACAGAUUCAUCAAGCGAAAUUCGCUGCACUUGAAGAUGAUGACGAUGAUAGUUGGCCCCUUGAGGAGAAGUUAGCCGCAAGCGAACAGGGAUGGACUCCUUUCAUAUUCAAUAAUAAGGAGGACAGCAUGACGUGGAGUACUCUCCCUACUGAAUCUCAGGGACCCACCAGAACGACCGGCAAUUCAGCGAAGAAGGAGCAAGAUGAGGGACCCGCAAUCUCCGGUGCCUUCGCCAUGGAUAUAGAUAGUGACGGCGCUCAGGUCCAGGACAAUGGCACCAGUGUCCCCGAACUGGAAGCCGACCAUGAGUCAGAUAUGCAUACGAGUGAUUUGGGCGCUGUCAUUAAGGCUGGCCAGUCCGCUGCUACUCUUGUCGAGUCGGGGGACAUUCCGCGGAGCCACAGCCAGUUAUCCAUGGCCUCGACGUCGUCAUCUUCGCAGUCACAGACUGGGUUCUUCGGACAGGCCACAAAGCUCGUCAAUAGCAUGCUUGGCACGGGCAAAAAGGCCAAGCCGGAGGUCAAGAGCCUGCAGCUUGCAGCUGCUGCUGCGAAGAAGCAAGAAGAAGAAGCUAACAAAAAGGCCACCCGUCUCAAGGAGAUGGAAGCCAGGCGCCAGGCAGCGCUUGCUUGCAAGGCAGACAAGGAGAAGGCUCGCGCUGUUGAGGAGGAGAAGAAAAUCAAGGAGGAGUCCGAGAAGCGCAAACGUGAGCGUGACGAAACCACGGAAAAACGGCCUCUCAAGACCACUGCUGCGCUCAAGAAGGUUGAGGAAGACGCGACGAAGAAGCGCAAGAUCACUGUCGACGAGAAGAAACCCGAAGUUAAAAAGCCACCUUCAAAAGACAAGAAAGACACCCUUCCUCCUUCCAAGUUGGCGAAGUCCAGUCUGGCUACUCCUGCAACAAAACUUGCUUCUGCUUCCAAGACCCUCAAGGUCCCCGCGCCGUCUGCGCUUGUGUCGUCUGCAACAUACAACACCUCGCAAAAUGCCGCUGGGUCAUCCGCAGUUAAAUCCGCAGGUACCGAAGCGAAAACAGGCAAAGUUGGUCCUCCAAAGGGCAAAGCUAAGGCUGUACCGCAGGAGAACGAAGAUAACCUUCCCUCCGCCAUGGUGCAGAACCAGAUGGCAGCGCGUGCCAUGGCCCAGAUAAGGGCAGCUAAGCAGCAGCCACCCGAAAUCCCCAGCGAGAGUAUUGAACUUCCCGAUAUCAACAGCGAAUACUCAGACUCGGAAGAUGAAGAUCGUGUACGGACGUUUGAUCCUCCCGAUUGGGCUCAGUCGCCGGAGCUCCGACAGGCGUUGCAAAUGCAAAGCACAGUCGACCCGGAUGACAUAUUCGGAGCGAUCCGACCGUUGCGGAUGGAGGAGAUAUUCAGGACGAGGCAGAGCCGGUUUAGGGCACGGUCGAGUUCAGCAAAUUGGUCAGGCACGGACAGACUGACGGUUGAAGAAGAACGAGACUAUGCCCGGCGGAUGGGCUUUACGAAGCAUACAUCCUGAUGUGGAUUGUGAAACGCGUUUCAUCUUUUAAUCAUACGUACAUGUGUAUAUCAUAUCCUUCGUUCCAUGCAACAUAUUUAUUGACUUCAGAAAUGGC
Molecule: messenger RNA, 3625 nt
Organism: Suillus paluster
Lineage: Eukaryota; Fungi; Basidiomycota; Agaricomycetes; Boletales; Suillaceae
Exons: 5
Coding region: 58-3528 (1156 amino acids)
Source: RefSeq, a predicted model, not a curated record